AUGGCUAGUAAAAGAAAAUCACUGUGUAUUGACGAAAAAGUUUUAUUGAUACGUGCAAUAGAAACUGGAGAGAAGAUAAGUGAUGUUGGCAAACGCUUUGGAUUUAGUCGCUCUACCGUGUCCACAAUAUGGAAAAACAAAGACAAAAUUCUCCAAGCUGAGGGCGAGGGGAAAUCUUCCAAAAAAUUAAAGAGACCUAAAUACGAAGACUUAGAUGAAGCUAUACUGUCAUGGUUUCACCGACAGCGCCAGAAUAAUAUGCCUAUUUCGGGGCCGCUCAUGAAAGCUAAGGCGGAGAAUUUUGCUGAAGAACUUGGUUUAACUUCUUUCAAAGCAUCAGAAGGAUGGCUCGGAAAAUUCAAGCAACGUCAUCAUAUCAACUACGGUAAAAUAAGUGGGGAAGCACGAAGUGUUGAUACGAAUGUGACUCACGAUUGGAUUAAUAGAGUGUGGUCAAAAUUCACACAAAAAUACGCGCCAAGUGACAUUUUCAAUUCUGAUGAAGCAGGAAUUUUCUAUAAGUUGACUCCAGAUAAAACUCUGAAAUUUAAAGGGGAAAAGUGUGUGGGAGGAAAGCUUUCCAAGGAACGUAUUACGGUGCUUGUGGCUGCUAAUAUGGAUGGCACAGAAAAAAGAAAGCUAAUGGUAAUAGGCAAAUCAAAAAAUCCGCGCUGUUUUAAGAACAUUAAAAAUUUGCCAGUGACGUACAAAGCUAAUAAAUCAGCUUGGAUGACCAGUACACUUUUUGAAGAAGAAGUGCGAAAGUGGGAUACAGAUUUAAAGGGACGAAAAAUUUUACUUCUUGUUGACAACUGCCCUGCCCACCCGUUUAUAUCGAAUCUUCAAAACAUAGAGUUGGCAUUUCUUCCUCCAAAUACGACUAGUGUCUUACAGCCAAUGGACCAGAGUGUGAUUAAAAGCCUCAAGGGUCACUACAGAAGGAAAUUAUUGAUGGAGCUAGUCGAAUCUGAGGGGAAAACUUCUGUUAAUGUUGCACGCAAACUUGAGUUUGAAAGUGACGACGAACUUCCAUUAACUGAGUGGAUUCAACAGUUUAACAUGGAAGAAAAUACGGUGAAUCUUCAAACCUACGUGGAAGUGGACGAUUGCCUGCUUACAACGGCUUCACUUACAGACAAAGAAAUUUUAGAUUCUGUAAGAAAAACUGAGGAUCAAGAGCAAGGAGAUGAAGAAGAUGAGAUAGACGAACCUGAGCCUCCUCCAAGCAUUAACCCUUAA
Molecule: messenger RNA, 1239 nt
Organism: Helicoverpa zea (corn earworm)
Lineage: Eukaryota; Metazoa; Arthropoda; Insecta; Lepidoptera; Noctuidae
Product: tigger transposable element-derived protein 4-like
Exons: 2
Coding region: 1-1239 (412 amino acids)
Cellular component (GO): nucleus
Molecular function (GO): DNA binding
Source: RefSeq, a predicted model, not a curated record